AUGGGAAAUCUUUCACUGCUAAUUCGGCCCUCCAUUUUCACCAGAGUUCACACUGGAGAGAGACCUUAUGAGUGCAGUGAAUGUGGCAAGUCUUUUGUCCGAAGAAAUAGCCUGAGCGUGCACCUAAAGGUCCACUCAGUCAACUCAACAUUCAUUGAACACCAGAGAAUUCACACUGGAGACCGUCCUCAUGAAUGCCGUGAUUGUGGGAAAUCUUUUACUUUUAAAUCUGCCCUUCAUUCCCACCAGAGAGUUCACUCAGGUGAAAGGCCUUACAAAUGUAAUGAAUGUGGGAUAUCUUUGAACUAUAAGUCAACUUUCAUUCAACACCAGAGAAUUCAUACAGGAGAAAAACCUUACCUGCGCAGUGAAUGUGGGAAAUCUUUUAGUUAUAGCCGCGCCCUCCGGUGUCAUCAUCAGAGUCACCUUGCAGUAAGUCCUUACGAUUGUAGUGAUUGUGGGAAAUCUUUUACUUGUAGUUCUUAUCUCCGUGAUCACCAGAGAGUUCACACUGGAGAAAGGCCUUAUAAGUGCAGUGAAUGUGGGAAAUCUUUCACUUCUCGUUCCCUCCUCCGUUCUCACCAGAGACUUCACACUGGAAAAAGGCCUUAUGAGUGCAGUGAAUGUGGCAAAUCCUUCUUCCAAAGAAAUACCCUGAAUGUACACAUAAAGGUUCACUCAGGUGAAAAGCCUUACAAGUGCAAUGAAUGUGGGAAAUUGUUGAAGUACAAGUCAACAUUCAUUCAACACCAGAGAAUUCACACAGGAGAAAGGCUUAUGCUUGCUGUGAAUGUGGGAAAUCUUUUUUCAGUUAUGGUGCGCUCAAUUAUCAUCACAGAGUUCACACUGGAAAAAGACCUUAGGAGUAGUGGGGAUGUGGGGAAUCUUUCAGCUAAAUUUCUAAUCUCAUUCAGCAUGAGAAAGUACACAGUAGAUAAAGUCUGUGUGGGUGAAAACGUGAACUAAAGGGUUCUGUUCUCUAAUGUUGCUAUGUUGACUCCUGUCCUCUAAUGCAGUAGGAGUAGCAGAUGAUGUCUUUGGGAGGUAAUUGAUACUAAAAUGGAUCAUGUGUGUGAAUUCCUAAUGAAUGGUGUUAAUGUGUUGG
Molecule: messenger RNA, 1105 nt
Organism: Enhydra lutris kenyoni (northern sea otter)
Lineage: Eukaryota; Metazoa; Chordata; Mammalia; Carnivora; Mustelidae
Product: gastrula zinc finger protein XlCGF7.1-like
Biological process (GO): negative regulation of transcription by RNA polymerase II
Molecular function (GO): DNA-binding transcription repressor activity, RNA polymerase II-specific
Source: RefSeq, a predicted model, not a curated record